Molecule: messenger RNA, 735 nt
Organism: Colletotrichum acutatum
Lineage: Eukaryota; Fungi; Ascomycota; Sordariomycetes; Glomerellales; Glomerellaceae
Exons: 2
Coding region: 1-735 (244 amino acids)
Source: RefSeq, a predicted model, not a curated record
AUGGAGAGGGCUGCCCCCGGCUCCACAAUCAACCCCCAUCGGCGUUUACGUCGUCGGCCUGGUAACUUGUCCCUGAGAGUUUCCAUCCGAGGCAUUCCCCUCGAUGCAGCGAGUUCUGUAGCAGACGGUGGUACGAGCGAAUCCUCAGAGUCUUUUGCUACCACCGGCACCGUCAUCAGCCUACCUGGUCUGGAGUGCUACCUGUCUCAAGGUUCAAUGUCGAUUGAGUGUGAGGUAGAUGGCCAAUUCGUCAUCACGCCUUUGCGUCCGACUCGUACCAACAACAAUAGCGCGACCUCAUCGGAUGCAGGCUCUCUGGUGCCCUCUUUGAUCAGUCGUCCUAACCAUUACCCCUCCAACAGAUCACCCCAAGAGUCUAUGCGAGGCCAUCCGCGGUUUGCGGACAGUUCGACGCUUGGCUGGGAAUUAUCUCGCCGACGAUUUGGAUUCCAUGGCGAGCCAUCUCCGGCAUCUCUCCGCUCGCGACGAAUGGAGAUGUUCCAUCGGGACAGUGUGCACGUAGCUGCAGCCCCCCCGAUACAGGUGUUUCCAGAGGUCAGCAGUGUAUCCAGCAGUUCCCAGCGACUCCCCGUAUCCCCGAUAACUCCUCCGCCGCAGUACUCCGGGCUGAUUCACGUUGCCGGGACUGGAAGUUGGACCUCCAGCCCGGAAGAGCAGCAGGCCCUGGAGGCGGCUGCAGAUGACAUAGUUGGUAUGUGGAAUUCUCAUGGUUGA